GCGCUAACCAUGGAUCGCUGGCAACAAAGAAGUGGAAAACGUGACGUUAUUGAACAUACCUCCACAUCACUUCCCCCUGCCACGAAAGUCAGUCUGGAGCUAAGUGUAAACAGCAACAGCCAAAGAAGUUGGAAAUACACAGACAGCGCUGGAGUGACCCCAAGACAGAGACGUCGAAAUGGACACCAAAGUUGAGGAUCCGUUUGCUGCCGAGGCUGCAUUGGAGCCCCCAGCGGUACAGAGCAUCGUGGGGAGACUGUGGAUGGUGAAAGGCAUGUCGGGGACCAUGGCGAAGGAGUGGUUUGACCGGCGCCGGAAGUCCAUUCGUCCCUGGGCCACGUUUGUGGACCAACGCAAGUUCUCCAAGCCGCGCAACUUCGGGGAGGUCUGCCAGCGUGUCGUCCGCAAUCUGGACACCUACCACAGCAACUACACCUUCAUUUUCCUGGGACUAAUACUCUACUGCAUUAUCAGCUCGCCCAUGCUGUUGAUCGCCUUGGCCGUGUUUGCUGGAGCAUACUACAUCAUCCACCUCAAGUCUCUGGAGAAUAAGCUUGUUGUGUUUGGGCGGGAGCUAACGCAGGGCCACCAGUUGGGAUUGGCUGGUGGGGUCUCCUUCCCUGUGUUCUGGUUGGCUGGAGCUGGUGCCGCUGUCUUCUGGGUUCUGGGUGCCACGCUGGCUGUAAUUGGCUCCCAUGCUGCUUUCCGUGAGCUGGAGUCAUCAGACAUGGAGGACCUCUUGAUGGAACCGGUCUAGAGUCGUGACCUUUAUUCUGACCUUUCAGCUUCUCAUGCCUCCUAUUUAUCCAGAAUGCACCUCUUCUCAAGCCUCCUAUUUACCCAGAAUUCACUUCUUCUCAAGCCUCCUAUUUACCCAGAAUGCAUUGAAAGGUCAAAUCUCCUCUUUACCUAGAAUGCACCCCUUCUUGAACCUCAUAUUUACCCAGAAUACACUGUGUUUGCCUACUCUAUGGUAACACAAGAUAUGGACCAUUCCACAUGUGGACAUACAGACUAACCAGCUGCUCAUGUGACCAUACUAACAUGUACACACACACCCCGCUCCUGUGCUAGUUGAUUAGACUAUAACAUGAGCAGAUAUGGCUCUGGAGUGCUCCAUACUAACAUACACACACACACACACAGUCCACUUUAUAGCACAGCUGUCAUAGCACAGCUAGUGUUUACGGUAUACUCUAUACUUGUAGAUGUAUGUAUGUGUAGAAUGAGACAGCACAGCUAGUAUGUAUGAUGAUAGAUGCAUGGCAUCUAGUUUUCGCUGCUUGUCCUGAAUGGACCGCAAGCGGCCCUGAUGUGGCCCUGAUGCGGCCCUGAUGCCAGUCGAAGAGGACAGCGGUAUUACAUCAGUGCAAGUGUUUUUGUUGUGAUGUGAAAGUUGUGCCUAAACUUGUUAAGCGAUUGAUCAUAAUGAAGUUACUUAAAAAAGGUCAAAUGCUUUGCAUUAUGUACAAAACUAAACCAAUGUGUACACACAUGUUUAUAUCGGUGGCUCACUACUCAUGUCUACUCAAUGAUCGAUAGAGCUGAUUGUGUGCUGAUAGAUUCGCUUAAUAAGUAGAUGGAUCGGUAGAGUUAGUUGAGCUCCUUUAAGAUUAGCAUAGUUUAGCAUAGAUUAGCUGACUCUAGCUUGGUGUAUGGUAGUCUUGGCCUUUGCCACUGGCCAUUAAAUCUUCUCUUUCGGUGCACAUGUUUACCUCUGUGACUCUGAAAUGCUUUGCUCCUUAUUUUGUACAAUAAACAAAUGGGACGUGCAAUAAAUCUACAUGCCUGUUACAAAA
Messenger RNA from Alosa sapidissima (American shad), 1799 nucleotides. RefSeq names its product Rab acceptor 1 (prenylated) (gene rabac1). Bases 179 to 757 code for a protein of 192 amino acids. The transcript is spliced from 6 exons. NCBI's taxonomy places the organism in Eukaryota, Metazoa, Chordata, Actinopteri, Clupeiformes, Clupeidae. The record is from RefSeq and is a predicted model, not a curated record. Gene Ontology annotation, cellular component: Golgi apparatus.